Messenger RNA from Phycodurus eques (leafy seadragon), 3940 nucleotides. RefSeq names its product xeroderma pigmentosum, complementation group C (gene xpc). Gene Ontology annotation, biological process: nucleotide-excision repair; mismatch repair. The transcript is spliced from 14 exons. The record is from RefSeq and is a predicted model, not a curated record. Bases 198 to 2939 code for a protein of 913 amino acids. Gene Ontology annotation, molecular function: single-stranded DNA binding; damaged DNA binding. Gene Ontology annotation, cellular component: nucleotide-excision repair factor 2 complex; XPC complex; nucleus. NCBI's taxonomy places the organism in Eukaryota, Metazoa, Chordata, Actinopteri, Syngnathiformes, Syngnathidae.
ACUACCCGCCACCCUCACGAGUAGUCUUGAGGUGUUAUCAAAGAGGCGUUGAAAUGUUGGAUAACUUCCUUUCCAUGUCAUUCAGGGCAUGAUUAAACGCAGGGAAUUGUGAGUCUUAUGGUGUACGUUCGGAUGUGAGUAUAACAAAGAAAAUAAACAUUUUAGCGAAGGUAAACAAAGUUGGAUAAGGGUGCAGUAUGGCAAAGCGGAGUGGAUCUAAGGCAGAUGUCGAUACAAAGAAGCUGAAGCAGGUGCUGAAAGCAAGGGGGAGCGGAGCAAAAGACAAGGCGAAGAGAAAAGAUGCAGGUGAUGACAAUGCAGAAAAGGAGGAGACGCUCAGAAGGAGGGUCAUUCCGAAACGACGUACCUCCUCAGGGCAAGGAGUAGGGAAUGCCUCGAGGAGGUCCGUUGGUUUCAUCACCAGCAAACACUUCCGGUCACCAUUGAAGAUGGAAGAUAAACGCAGCAAUAAUGAUAAUGAUAAUAUGAUGAGUUCAGUAGCCCCAGUGACAGACAAUGUAAAGGAAGAAGAAGAGGAGGAGAGUGAGGAAGAGGAUGAUGACUGGGAGGAGGUCGAAGAACUGGCUGAGCCUCUGGGUCCAUCAGAAACCUCAGAACCAGUCCUGCCAUCUCAGUCUGUAGAGAUAGAAAUUGAGACCCCGGAAGUCAGAAAAAAACAGAAAAAGAAGGCCGAGUUUGAGAUGUACUUGAGACGGAUGAUGAACCGUUACAAGAAGGACCUGCUGAUAGACACGCACAAGGUGCACCUCAUGUGUCUGUUAGCAAGCGGGAUGUUCCGCAACCGCCUGUGCAGCGAACCCGACCUGCUGGCUGUCACUCUGUCGUUGCUGCCCACUCACUUUAGUGCAGUAGCCAAGGAACGCAAAGACCACAACUACCUCUGUGGGCUUUUAAAAUGGUUUCAAGCAACUUUCACCCUCAACACCAGUCUUCCCUAUGAGGAGCAUCCAAACCCUCGCACUCUACUGGAGAGACGUCUGGCCAGCCUGUCGGCAAAGAACCACCAGGAGCUGACUCAUCUGUUCAUGUUAGUCCUCAGGUCUCUGCAGCUCUUUUGCCGCCUGGUUCUUUCUUUGCAGCCCAUUCCUCUCAAACCUCCACCAGCCAAGGGCAAAGGGGACGCUACCUCCUCUGUCUCACUAGCAACGACAAACCAAAGCCGGGUAAUAGCUAAGACCAGCUCGCCUCAGCAGAAAGUCUCUCCAGGCUCUAAGAGGCCAGCUCAAGGAGUAAAGAGUGCCAUAGACAGGGGAGGGAAAAAAGCAAAGAGGGAACCAUUAAAGGGAGAGGAAGUAGAGGCAGACGAUAAGAUUACGUUGCCAGGAGGCCAAAGACCAAAGAACUCCAAACGGCGCAGCAUCGCCUCAAAGAUUAGCUACAAGGAAGAGACCAACAGUGAGAAUGAGGAGGAACUUAAUGAUGAGGAGUUUCAAGCAUUCAGUGAGGAAGAUAGCGAAGAUUCCGAGAGUGGGACCAAACCUGUCAAGGGAGUGAAGGGUGAAGAGAGAAGCAAAAGCAAAGAUAAAAAAGACAGAAACCAGAAGAAAAUGAGUGUUGUAGAAUAUGAUGAGGAGAAUAACGAGGAAGGUGAAAAAAGAUUGGUGAGCAGUAAAGGAAAGCAAAGGAGCAUGAAAAAGAAAAACGGUGUUGGAACUGACGAGUGGUUGGAGGUGUUCGUGGACAAAACGUCCUCCUGGGUGUGCGUGGAUGUGGAGCACGGAGUGGGAGAGCCUCUCCGCUGCUCCCAGAAUGCAACGUGGCCAGUCACAUACGUAGUGGGUGUGGACGGAGAUGGCUUUGUGAAGGACCUGGGCCAGAAGUACGACCCAACCUGGUUGACAUCGACCAGGAGGAGGCGAGUGGAGGAGGAGUGGUGGGAGGAGACGCUGCAGCCGUUUCUGAGAUCACAAAAUGAGCGGGACAUAAAGGAGAAUAAGGAGAUGCAAAAGAAGCUGCUGAACAAGCCCUUGCCCAUCUCCAUCGCCGAAUACAAGAACCACCCACUUUACGGCUUAAAGAGACACCUGCUCAAGUAUGAAGCCAUCUAUCCCGACACAGCUGCCGUACUUGGAUACUGCCGGGGAGAGCCGGUGUACUCCAGAGAUUGUGUGCACACACUACACUCCAAAGACACGUGGCUGAAAGAAGCACGGACUAUCAGAAUAGGAGAACUACCCUACAAAAUGGUGAAAGGCUUCUCUAAUCGUUCCCGUAAGGCUCGAAUGAUGACCGAGCAGAAGGAUCAAAACGACCUUGCUCUGUUUGGAGAAUGGCAGACGGAGGCGUAUCAACCUCCCAUUGCUGUGAAUGGAAAGGUUCCCCGCAACGACUAUGGCAACGUCUACUUGUUUAAGGCCUGUAUGCUGCCGGUGGGCUGUGUCCACCUCAGGCUACCCAACCUGCACCGCGUGGCCAAGAAGUUGGACAUGGAUGCUGCCCCUGCCGUCACUGGCUUUGACUUCCAUGGGGGAUAUUCCCACGCAGUCACUGAUGGUUACAUUGUGUGUGAGGAGCACGAGGAGAUCCUCAAAGCUGCCUGGGAGGAAGAACAAGAGCUUCAAAAACAGAGGGAGAAAGAGAAAAGAGAAAAGAGGGUGAUCUCCAAUUGGACUCUUCUUGUGAAGGGCCUUCUGAUCAGAGAACGUCUAAAGCGGCGUUACGGCAAGAAGGGCCAGGCCGCUGGAGGCCUCGGCCCCCCUAAUACUGACGGAGACAAAGGUGAUGGACUUUCAUCGGAUGAGGGGGCUGUUGGGGAAGAGGAAAAUACCGGAGCUAAAACUGCGUUGGAGACACUGGCUAUGUCGUGGCCCCAAAACAGGCAGGCAGAGGAGGAGAAAAGGGGGCGUGUCAGCGGAAAGAAGACAAAGCUGGAGAGGAGAGGCAAAGAGAAACAUUUGUUCCCCUUUGAGAAAGCAUGAUGCUACAGGACCUUUUACUUUGCACUUUUCAAGUCACUGUUCAUUAAAUGCCACUCUGCGUACACUUUGUAUGCGUGCAGUCAGUUAUCGGUGGUUUUAUUGACUGGUAAAUAAAAACAAACAAUACGGGAAUAAAUGUUACAUGGAGAGUUUUUACUGAAUAGAAUCUGAAAGGUGUUAUUGUUAUCAUUGUUUGACAUAACCACACAACAACUUCCAUUUUGUCCAUCAGUCGGCCCUCUUGGGUUGCAUUCAUAUAUUUUAUACAUGUAAAGGAAACUUGACACAUAAUGUACACUGCCUCCUUCUCUUUCAUACUAUUGCAUGUAUAGUUAGUACAUGUUUGUGUUCUGCUAUAUACGGAACGUCACAUGACGAAACCCAGAAAAUAGGUUAGCGGUCUUCCUGUUUACAGGUAUAUUUCAAUAAAUUAGAAUCGUGUCAAAAGCUUAAUUUAGUUAGGUUGUUCAAUUCAAAACGUGAAACUCUUAGAGAUGAAUUUAAGCGCACACGGAGUGAAAUAAUUUUCCCGUGUUAAAUAAAUCUGCUUAGAGUGUAAUGUAUGACUACUGAGAUAAAUUGAUUUUUCUCACAUAUUGUAAUUUAUUGAAAUGUACCUGAAUGGUCAGGGCAUUGAAUCGAUUGCAACUGGACUGUUCUGUUUGUCAAGAAGACAUUUCAUCUCUCAUCCGUGCAUACCUAAAUGCUGCGAUAGCUCGGACAACUAUUGGUUGAUGACAUGAUUGUUUGAAGCCGAACUCUUUCAAAUUUUGUUUUCUUUAUGGCUGGUGUCUUCCAACAAAAGUUAAAUACAUGUAUAGCACAGUAAAUCAUUUAUUUAUACAAAUAUGUAAACUGAACAAAGCCCAAACAUCAGAUACUGUCAUCUUUGGUGGCUCUUGAAGAAAUUUUGUGUGAAGCAAAAGACUAUAGGGCUGUUUUGCCGAAUGCGCAAGUUAGGUUGUGCAUAUUUACACUCUUCAUUGAAAUUGUUUUUUUUU